AUGGCUCAUCAAAUGUCUCCCUUAAAGCUGUUCCUGUCGCUGCUUCUAGUGUGGUUUACUGUCCGCCGCUCCACUGAGUCUGAUUUGUGGUCCAUUGUAUUGGCAACGAUGGCGGCUAGUGCAGGGCUUAUAAAAGUGGGUGCUGCAGGUGGCCGCCAUUACGGUGGUGGAGAUGGUGUGGGUGUUGGCGUAACGACUAAUGUAAAUGAUUGUUUCGAGACAUAUUUGCAGCAGAGUCGCAAUGCGAGUAACACCUAUGCAACGGCAUACAGAGAUUGCCAUGUUUUUGAUGUGGACAAACGUCUACUUUAUGCCGAGGAGCAGCAACCUACGCGAGAAGGUGUAACGAAGGCAGUGGACGAGAUGUGCACAGCUUUUCGCGAUUGUGCGGAACGUGAAAGUGAUUUGGCUUUCUUUCAAUGCAAUAGGAACAAUUCGUACAAAAAUAUAUACACACUAAUGAACGUAUAUUUAAAUUCAUCGGCUGCCAUUGUGGAAUUGGAGAAAAAAUACCAGGAAGCGGAAAAGGAAAUGCUGUUGUGCUUCAUUGCUGCAGACAAGCAAUAUCUCAAUUCCACAGCAAAAGCGUAUGUGCAGCUUUCGAGAUGCUUGAAGGGCGGCUGA
Molecule: messenger RNA, 624 nt
Organism: Rhagoletis zephyria (snowberry fruit fly)
Lineage: Eukaryota; Metazoa; Arthropoda; Insecta; Diptera; Tephritidae
Source: RefSeq, a predicted model, not a curated record